Elephantulus edwardii (Cape elephant shrew) is the source of this 315-nucleotide messenger RNA. It is a transcript of the gene CLMB, whose product is annotated as chromosome unknown open reading frame, human C16orf74. The transcript has 2 exons. The record is from RefSeq and is a predicted model, not a curated record. NCBI's taxonomy places the organism in Eukaryota, Metazoa, Chordata, Mammalia, Macroscelidea, Macroscelididae. The coding region runs from base 1 to 315 and encodes 104 amino acids.
AUGGCAGAGGGAGGGAAAGGGGUGGCUGGCAGCCAGCAGCCACUGAUGGUUGUUUUUCUGUUGUGUGUGUGUGUGUGUGUGUGUGUGUGUGUGUGUGUGGCCCACGCCUGCCUCUCAGGCUUUAAAAUGUGUGUCAGCAGCAGCAGCCACGAGGAGGCGCCCGUGCUGAAUGACAAGCACCUGGAUGUGCCCAAUAUCAUCAUCACACCCCCGACCCCCACGAGCAUGACGCUGUCAAGAGACUCGCGGAAGGCAGACUGGCUGGAUGAGACGGGCUCGUGCAUGGAUGAUGGAGAAAUGGAACCAGACGCAUGA